This is a messenger RNA of Photinus pyralis (common eastern firefly), 5626 nucleotides long. RefSeq lists its product as uncharacterized. Gene Ontology annotation, biological process: activation of GTPase activity; regulation of small GTPase mediated signal transduction. Gene Ontology annotation, molecular function: GTPase activator activity; catalytic activity; protein binding. Gene Ontology annotation, cellular component: cytoplasm. The coding region runs from base 1 to 3570 and encodes 1189 amino acids. The record is from RefSeq and is a predicted model, not a curated record. Lineage: Eukaryota; Metazoa; Arthropoda; Insecta; Coleoptera; Lampyridae. The transcript is spliced from 15 exons.
AUGUUUAAAACGCGAUCUGUAACUCGUAAAGAAAAAGAGGGCCUGCAACUACCAGAGGAUCACUCGCAAUCAAGUCAGUCCAGCUUCUGCACAAUGGAAAGUAUGUUAGAUAUGAUGGAAGAAUUGAAAAAGGAGUUGGCAGUUAGUGAAACCUGGCUACAUAAUGGUAUUGACUCGCAUAUUGUUGCAAUUGAAAAUUAUAAUUUUUUACGAAAGGAUCGUGGCAGUCGAGGAGGUGGAGUGGGCAUUUACGUGAAAUCAAACUACAAAGCAACUUUUAUAGAACAAGAUGUUUCUAAAACGUAUGAGCAGCUUUGGUUACGAGUUGUUGAUAAAAAUAAGGUAAUAUUUAUUGUGGGUGUUGUCUAUAGGCCUCCCAAUACCAAUGUUUUAAAUUUUAUCGCGGAGUUUGAGGAUGCGAUGUGCAAUAUUCUACCGAUUCAUAGGAAUAUUUAUGUGCUGGGCGAUUUUAACAUUGAUUAUUUGAAAUCUGAAGAAGUUUGUGUCGUUCGUUAUAAAUCAAUGUUGGAUGCGCUCGGAUUACAACAAAUAAUUAAAGAUUCAACUCGGGUAACAGCACUUUCGUCCUCCCUAAUUGAUCAUAUUCUUGUGUCCGAUCCGCAGACUGUUUUGUUCUCUGCGGUUACACUUUCUCAUUUAGCUUCUGACCAUAACUUCAUAACAUGCUCCAUAACUACUGUAUGUGACCGUCCAAUUAUGUCAAGACUCACUUAUAGGGACUACUAUAAUUUUCAUGAAGUAUCUCAAUAUUUUGAUUUAACACUGUCUCAACUCAACUGGCAUGAAAUAUAUAUGUUACCUAGUGUAAAUGAUAAGGUUGACACAUUCUCUGGCAUCUUGCUUUAUAUUUUUGAUCUGUAUUUCCCCCUUAAAACCAAACUUCUUAACAAACCGGAAUUACCAUGGCUAACUAAUGAAUUUUGCGAAGAGUUUCCACACAAUUUUAUACCGACUCCCGGCUACUGGAUAGAAUGUUCCCGACAAAAAAUUGCCACAGAUACGAUUUGGGAUGAAAGCGAAUCUGACAGAGAUCUCCCUGAAGGUGACGAGGAGGAUCGUGACGUGACGGAUCACGAUAACGGCCAUCAUUCCAGGACUCACGAUCACGGUUGCAAUGAUUUGUACGAAGAUGACGAGGAUGAGGAUUCAACGUCACCGUCUCCUCGAAAAAAGACAUCAAUAGAAGAGCAAUGGGAAAAGAAUGGCUGUUUUGAACUAACAAGUGUGGAGCAGGAAACUUACGAGAAAUACUUUUACGGCACAGAGCAUUGGAACUACUUUACGAACGAUGAGGACUUGGGACCGGUCAUACUUUCAAUUAAACAAGAAACACUUAAUUCUAGAGAUCAAUUUAGGAUAUUGGUUAGGGCUAUAAGCUACACAGUACACGGUUUGAUACCCGCGAGUUGUGUCUUUGCGGAUCGUUACAACAGAGAAGAAGUGGUUAGAUCAUUGGGCAAAGAAGUGAACAUUAACCCACCCCUUACGCUUGGUCAACUGCCCGAUACACCCGAAGAACUUUUAAAAUUAGAUCAGGUUUUUAUAAAGUCUGAAUUGAAAGUGGGUGUAAUUUACAUUAAGGAAGGCCAAUAUACGGAAGAAGAAAUUUUAGAUAAUAAUGAUAAUUCUAUGUUAUUUGAAGAGUUCCUACAAAUUUUAGGUGAAAAAGUAAGAUUAAAAGGAUUCGAUAGAUACAAAGGUGGUUUAGACACCGUUCACGAUUUGACUGGAUUAUACUCUAUUUAUACAAAUUGGCGUAAUAUAGAAAUUAUGUUCCACGUGAGCACCCUUUUGCCUUAUGAAAAACACGAUUCGCAAAAAUUGCAAAGGAAACGACACAUAGGAAAUGACAUAGUUUGCGUAGUCUUUUUGGAAGCGGAUAACACAUCAUUUUCACCUGCAUGCAUCAAAAGUCACUUCCUCCACACUUUUAUACUUGUUCGAACGUCCCCGCGAAUAAAACGAAAACCUACAAGAUAUGAGGUAUCAGUAGUAACAAGAGACGAGGUAGGAGCAUACAAGCCUUAUUUAUGGGAACAAAGCGUUUUUGACAAAGGUCCAAUGUUUAGAGAGUGGCUACUAACAAAAAUCGUUAACGGCGAAAGGGCAAGCUAUUCGGCACCGAAGUUUGCUAGAAUGCAGGAAAGAACUCGAUCGCAAAUGCUCGAAGAUAUCGUGGCGAAUUUGCAAAAUCAUGCCGAAACCGGUCAAAUUCCGAAGCCUUACAGGAGAGGAUCGUGGAGACCGAUUGGGCACAUGCGUCCCUCUUCGCCUUUGCUAGAUAGUGUAAGAGAUCAAUUUGAAGAUUAUGAUCAACUAGCAAAAGAUUUCACUAGAGUGUUUUUGAAUGCCGAACAGAAUAUUCUGCAGAAUGCUCAACUGUUUGAUGUCGUGUUUAUGGUAGGACAAUCAAAACAAAAGGUGAAGUUUAUUGGUGUUCGUGCAAUAUUGGGCGUUCGAAGUCGAGUUUUUCAAGAAAUGCUUUACGGCAUUCAAACGGGAUUUGGGUCGCCUCAGCAAUCAAGGCCAAAAAGUAGUAAUUUUUUGCAAGUUCCCGAUAUUGAAUCGCCAAGGCCGAAGAGCGUUCCAAGCUCGCCGAUGGUCAAGAGAGCGUUCUCUCGAUUGGGAACAAUAACGGCAGGAUGGGGCAAAUCCAUUAGAAAGCACAACACGCAAACACUGACUGUAGAUGAUAAAAAAAAGUGGUCUAGCAGUCAGGAUUGUUCUAAUAAAGAUGGUAAAGACAAGGAGGGCAAAGAAAAACCAAAUGUAGGCCAGCUGCCGGUUCCCAGGCUAAGCGUAUGCGCAGACGCACAAAAAGUAGAUAGGGCAAAACUCGCACAAACUGAAUUUUCUAUUAUUGAAUUUGAUCCCGAAACGUUUCGUAUUUUAUUAGAUUAUUUACACACAGGAUCGUGUCCUCUUACAUGUGCCACAAUUCCUGGAUUAAUUUGCGCCGCGGAGCAUUACGACUUGCCCGAAUUAUUGCAAGCCUGUUUUCAUCAUGCGAAACAGUUUCUUCGAAUAGAUGUUGUAUGUUGUAUGUUAUGUUCGUUAGAAAAUUAUUAUUGGAGGUAUACGUCCGCCUCCGAAUUAGUUAAUAUGAUACUAGCUUUUGUCGAGACAAGAGCGUACGCUUUAUUCCAAACUGCGGAGUUCUUGACGCUUAGUGAAUCUAUGGUACAAAUGAUAAUGUGCAGGAACUUGGAGGUUCCCGAAGUUAGAAAAUUUGAAGCAAUGCUAAGCUGGGCGAGAUAUAAAAUACGCACAAAAACGUCGAGUAAGUUAGAUGCGAAAUUAGAGUUUAAAUGCAUUAUGGAGAGACUUGCCAGAGACUUAAAACUAUAUCGAAUUUCUCCCCAAGAACUGAUUAAGGUCGUACUUCCAUCAAAGGCGAUAAAGAACGAGCGAAUAUUGGAAACGUUAAUGUUCCAAGCGAAUUCCGGUAUGUACCGAAUCCAGGAUUCCUACCUUAAAGAAGCUACCCAAAAACUCCAGAAACAGGAAUCUCGUUUUUCUGAAUGGGAAUCCUUUGAUUUUAGCGCGUAAAUAUACGUUCGCGAAAUUGAAGACAAUCACAACCGCAAUUUCAACAUCAAUUUUGUGGUGAUAUAAUUUUCGUGCGAAUAAAGUGGAUAACCUUCCAAAUGGGAACAAGUGAUUUAAUGUUGUAUAUAUGAAUUGAUGUGAUUGCAGGACAAUCCUUAACUUGCAGACUCAAUGUUCGCCUUUUGUGUAAAAUUGUUAAUGAGCAUCGUUUUUUCUAUUAGAGUGAUGUAGAUCGGUUGAAAUCUUUACAAUGUCAAUGCAUGGCCCGACCCGUACACGUAGAAAAUGGAAGGCAAUGAGUGUUAGGAUAGUCAAACCUUUUUACUGUAACCUUUGUUGAUACCUAGAAACACCAAAAUAGUGAUCUACACCGUACGUGUCCCCUGCAUGAAAGCAAUACAGUUACUUGCACAAUAAUUAGGUAGGUACCUACCUACUGGGCCAGUCGGUAUGGCAAAUGGGUAACUUUGCUAGAUCAAUCAGUAUAGGCACGAAAUGUGGGACUAAAUAAUUAAUGCAUCAUAGUGAUCUAACUCCUUUCUUGUAAAGUCAUUAUCUAACUACCUACGAUACGUACAAUUAGAAGGUUUAUGCUUGACACAAUGUCACUAUAAAAAAAUCGACAAAGUCCUCCAUUAAUAAUUAUUGUUACCUAAAUAAACGAGGGAGGCAACAGCAAAUAGGCUUAAUGUUAAAAAAAAGCAAAAAAACUGAAAUAUAAUUGAUCAUUUUGUCCAAUUGUCCAGUAUCACUAUAAGUUUGGUCAAAACCGAUAGAAUGGUUAUGAGGGGCAUUUUUUAGCCUCAGAUCCAAAUGUAGAUCUGAUUUUGCCGUUUUUACUGUCACUCUGAAACUACCUAGACUACACUAUGUCUAGUGGUACUUAUUCUUCAUAUCAGUCCGUCGUCAACACAAUUAAUUGGAUGGAAUGACCACUGCAAUACUUUAGCAUUUUUCCAUAUUGAAUAUCCAUCUCAGCGAUUGAAAGAGUAAAGAUAAUUAUAUAAAUAUGGUCACAUUCUUCAACUUACAUUGGCUGUCAUCAAAUAAGUGCGUAUUUAGUUGUCAAGUAAAGCGCAAAAAUAACUGCCAAAUGCAUAUCUAUCUUCAGCAAUUUACUCGCUGUUAUCAAUGUUAUUUCUUCAAGAUUAUAACCAAUAGCAUACCUAUAUUAGCAAUAAAUGGGUAAUAUUCAUACAUUACAAGAUUGCUGCGCAGACAUGGAAUAUUUCCCAAAUUAUAGUUUAAAAAUAUUUGUUGACAAUAAUUUUUAUACCUCAACUUUUUUUAUGGGCUACUUUAGAGAAUCCGCGCAGCGAAUGGCAACUUAAAGGUUUUACUCCGAUCUAUUCCGCUCUUGAAAUUUUUUUAUUGUUGCGGCUCUUAUAUAUUCUAUACUGAUCGCGAUGAUCGUUGUUUAUUUAGUACCUGUGUUGUAAAUAAUAUCGGCAGGUUAUCGCUGACCCUGUCUGUAUAAAGACUCGUUGUUCAUAUCCGUGUUCGAUGUUAUAGGUACUCGAAUCGCAAACCAAGUCUUUUAAAGGCUAAAUAUAUUUUAAUUACAUUGUAGAUAGCAAAAAGGAGAAUGUUAACAUGUUUUGAUACAAAAUAGUAAACGAAAGUAAAAAAAUUAUCAAUGUUUCUUUGCCACUGUUUGUCUACCCAAAUUUUACUUUAGACAAACAAUAAGUGUCUUCGAGUAUUCACAAUAUUAAGCAUUGUUGUCCCAAUGUUGCCAUAUUACAAACCUGUCAAUUUAUGUACCUACCUUGCUUUACUUAUCGUUACCUCCUGGUGUACUGCGAUAAGAAACACAUUGAUGCACUUUGAAUAAUUUUUUCUUGUUGUUUUUUCGGAAAAGACGCAAUUGUGUUACCUACCGACCUUCAGUUAACAUGUAUCAUCUUUUGUUGAUGAGUUUAUGUAUGAAUCAAUGGUUCUAUUGGUACCUAUAGUGAACGUGUUACCGUAAAUAAGAUGUUAAUGCAAUCCAAAUGUAACUAGGUAAAGCAAUGCUAAAUCACCAAGAUUAACCAAUAGAAUCAUACACGCAAAG